This is a messenger RNA of Rattus rattus (black rat), 734 nucleotides long. RefSeq names its product SH3 domain binding glutamate rich protein like 3 (gene Sh3bgrl3). The record is from RefSeq and is a predicted model, not a curated record. The transcript has 3 exons. The coding region runs from base 128 to 409 and encodes 93 amino acids. Lineage: Eukaryota; Metazoa; Chordata; Mammalia; Rodentia; Muridae. Gene Ontology annotation, cellular component: cytoplasm.
CCGAGAACAGUGACACGCGGGCGGAGCAGGAAGGAAACCGCUCCCAAGCGCGGUGGCCGCGUAGUUCCUAGCUGUGCAGCUGCCGCUCCCACCGUCCCUCAGUUGGUCUCUGUCCCCUGCCUGCAGCAUGAGUGGCCUGCGAGUCUACAGCACGUCGGUCACCGGCUCUCGUGAAAUCAAGUCCCAGCAGAGUGAAGUGACCCGCAUCCUAGACGGGAAGAGGAUCCAAUACCAGCUAGUGGACAUCUCCCAGGACAACGCCCUUCGAGAUGAGAUGCGCACCUUGGCCGGCAACCCCAAAGCCACCCCACCUCAGAUUGUCAACGGGGACCACUACUGUGGGGACUAUGAACUCUUCGUGGAGGCCGUGGAACAGAACACACUGCAAGAGUUCCUGAAGCUAGCCUGAGUCAGGACGGCCACAGACCCUACCCAGUCUUCACCAGGCCUCGGAACUAACUCCUUGUUGUUCCUAAUCUUCUGACCUUGGGGUCCCUCCCUGCAAACCCAGGCCCUUUCUGUAGCCUCUUCUUCCUUCAGAGGCAACAUUCCUUAUUCACCAACUGGUCUCGAAGACUGUCUUAAGCCCUGGGGAUGGCUUUCCCUAGCCAGACCUUGGGCCUGGCACUCCCUGUCCAGCGUUUCUGUUACUUCCAUCAGCCAGAGCUCUGCCAAAGGCCCCGCGUCCUCCCCUCGGGGCAUCCUAGAGACAAUUAAAUGCCCAUUCCACUGGU